Molecule: messenger RNA, 4138 nt
Organism: Archocentrus centrarchus (flier cichlid)
Lineage: Eukaryota; Metazoa; Chordata; Actinopteri; Cichliformes; Cichlidae
Product: leucine-rich repeat-containing G-protein coupled receptor 5
Exons: 20
Coding region: 277-3147 (956 amino acids)
Biological process (GO): activation of adenylate cyclase activity; hormone-mediated signaling pathway; adenylate cyclase-activating G protein-coupled receptor signaling pathway
Cellular component (GO): plasma membrane
Molecular function (GO): G protein-coupled peptide receptor activity; protein binding
Source: RefSeq, a predicted model, not a curated record
CUCUCUCACACACACUCUGGCACUGCGGCUCCACGCGUUCAGCCUGGAAAGCGACCAAACUUCACACAACCUGCACUUUUAUUCCACUUUUGAAAUCCUCUUUGUGCUCAGCUUUGCAUCCGGAUCAGAGGAAGUUAAUACCGAGCCGUUUCCAGUUUGUCUCCAGUGACUGGAGACCAAAAACAACCACAACGUGAUCGGAGGCUGCAACUUUAUUUUUCUGCUAUCAUCACUUCUGAGUGAAACUUUCCCCUGAGGGGACAAACCGCCCAGGACAUGCCAGCGUUUGUGCCUUUUCUGAGCGCCUUUGCGCUCCUCUCGGCUGGCUUCAGGAGCACCGCGGCUGAGGUGGAGAUGCAGAGCUACGCGGUGAGGAGCUCCGCCGUGCCCGCGGUGCAGAGAGCUGCAGCUGGGGUGAACAGCUCCGUGCGGGUGGAGAGCUCCGGGGACGGGGACGGGGGAGCGGAGCGGACCAGCUGCCCUGGCCGCUGCCGGUGUGAUGUGGACGGGCUGCUGCACUGGGUGGACUGCUCGGACCUGGGGCUCCGGGAGGUACCGACCAACCUGAGUGUCUUCACAUCUUAUCUUGAUCUCAGUAUGAAUAAUCUGACUGUGUUAUCCAGCGGAGCUCUGUCCAACCUGCACUUCCUGGAGGAGCUGCGUUUGGCGGGAAAUGAUCUGACCUUCAUCCCCAGAGGAGCGUUCACCGGCCUCUACAACCUCAAAGUGCUGAUGCUUCAGAACAACCAGCUGAGGUCUGUUCCUGCUGAAGCCUUCAACAACCUGCACAACCUGCAGUCACUCCGUCUGGAUGCCAAUCAUAUCUCCAGUGUUCCCACUGGCUGUUUCUCCGGCCUGCGUUCUCUCCGUCACCUCUGGCUGGAUGAUAACUCUCUGAGGGAGGUCCCGGUGGAGGCCCUGGGCGAGCUGUCUGCCCUGCAGGCCAUGACGCUUGCCCUCAACCACAUCAGCCACAUCCCUGACCAUGCCUUCAGCAAGCUGGGCCGCCUGGUGGUGCUGCAUCUCAACAACAAUAGGAUCGUUUCCAUGGGACCGAACUGCUUCCACGGUCUCCACAGUUUGGAGACGCUGGAUUUGAACUACAACAGUCUGGUGGAGUUUCCUGCAGCCAUCCGCUCACUCGGCCACCUCAAGGAGCUCGGCUUUCAUAGCAACAACAUCCAGUCUAUCCCGGAGCACGCCUUCACUGGGAAUCCUUUCCUGAAUACCAUAUUUUUCUACGACAAUCCGAUUCAGUCCGUGGGACGCUCGGCCUUCCAGAACCUACCAGAGCUCCGCAUGCUAUCUCUGAACGGUGCUGCAGAUCUCACCAACUUCCCAGAUCUGACGGGAACCAAGAGCCUGGAGAGCCUGACUAUCACCGGAGCUCGAAUCACCUCAUUGCCCAGUUCAGUUUGUGAGCAACUUCCAAACCUGCAGCUGCUAGAUCUCUCCUAUAAUCAGAUCCAGACUCUUCCCAGCUUCUCUGGCUGCGAGAGCAUCCGAAAAAUUGAUCUGCACCACAACGAGGUAGAAGAACUGGAGGAAAACACAUUCGCUGGUCUACUAUCACUACGCUCACUUGAUUUAUCUUGGAACAGACUGAAAUCAGUGAAGCCGAACUCAUUCUCUGCUCUCCCAGCUCUCACCAAACUUGACCUGUCAUCCAAUCAGCUUUCUUCCCUGCCUCUGAUUGGCCUGCAGAGUUUGACUCACCUGCGGCUGGCUGGAAACGAGCAGCUGAUGGAGUUGAUAGCUCGAGAGGAUCUGCCCCGAGUCAGGGUGAUGGAGCUCCCUUAUGCCUUCCAGUGCUGUGCUUUCAUCUCCUGUGAGAGGAGAGGAGGAGGAGGAGGAGGAGGCUUGUCCUGGGAGAGAGAGGAAGCAGCAGAUUCCACUGGGAGAGAUGCUGCUAUCCUUUCCAGCCAAGUGGAUCAGGACUGGGAAGAUUUUCUGAUGGAGAUGGAAGAUGAGCCCAAACCUCAACACUCUGUUCACUGCAGCCCGACACCAGGACCGUUCCGUCCCUGCCUCCAUCUGCUCGGCAGCUGGAUGAUCCGCGGUGGGGUUUGGCUCAUCGCAGUGAUCUCAUUGGUCAGCAACAGCCUCGUUGUCCUUUCAGUCUUCUUUUCUCCAGCCACCUCUGUCACGCCCCCCAAACUACUGAUUGGCUUGUUGGCUCUGGUGAAUGGCCUGAUGGGAGUCUGGAGUGGCUGGCUGGCGGCAGUGGAUGCCUGGACAUUCAGCAGCUUCUGGAGGUACGGGGCAAAGUGGGAGAGCAGUUUCCUGUGCCGACUCAGUGGCUUCCUUUGCGUGUUUGCGUCGCAGACCGGCCUCUUCUUGCUGACUGUUGCUGCUCUGGAGCGAUGCCUGACCGCCACCGUAGGACACAGCAAAACUGCUGGCAGCAGCGGUCACUCUCCAUUGCCGUUGUUCAUCCGUGUUUCCAUCUGUCUGUGUUUCCUGUUGGGCGUCACCGUCACAAUGCCCUCCCUGGUGGCCGGACACAGUAGCACAUCCCUCUGUUUGCCACUGCCUUCCUCAUCAUCAUCAUCCUCCCUGGCCUUCUCCGUCUCCCUGGUGCUCUUCGACUCGCUCUGCUUCCUCCUCAUGACGCUCGCCUACACACAUCUCUACUGUCGCGCCCACAAGGCUCCGCCCAGCUCAGAGGAGGAGGCGGCACUGACACGACACGUGGCCUGGCUGCUUUUCUCCGACUGCCUCCUCUACCUCCCUGUUGCCUUCCUCACCUUCUCCUCCCUGCUGCGCCUCCCUGCCGCCGGACCAGAGGCAGCGAAAGGGGUGCUGCUGCUCGUGGCACCGCUCCCAGCCUGUGUCAACCCACUACUCUACCUCCUCUUCAACCCACUCGCCAGGGAGGAACUGGCAGCGCUGGCCAAACGUACCUGCAAGGGUGUGGUGCUACCGAAGCUACACAGGGCAGGAGGAGCAGGGGGGCGAGCUGGAGGAGGUCUGAGGCCACGCACACUGGAUUCAACAUAUGAUGAGGAUGCAGAGAAACAGUCAUGUGACUCAACACAGGUGCUGGUACUUAUUGGAGGUGUAAAAGAAGAGGAGGAGGAAGUGGGGCAAGGACGAGCAAGGAGUGACGCACAACAUUCAGCAAUGUUUGUUGCUCCGAUUCAAUAAACUCAACACAAAAGGUUUCAAGUCUCACUUGACAAAAGCCAAAUAUGUGAACGUUGUGCCGGACGGUCACUGUACAAUCAAACAGGCACCUGAUUGGCUGUAAUUUAAUACAAUGUAAAGUAUUAAGUGCAUUAAAACAGAAGAACAAAGCCCUAUUUGGUUGGGAUUUCUUCAUGUAGAGAAAUUGGGUGAUUUCGUUUAACCUGCUCUGAGCAGUGAUUGUUGUGAAUCAUUUUCCACACCUAUCCCAGGUCCUGUUUUAACACCUCAACCACCAUUUGGAUGGGUUGCAUGCAUAGAUUGUAUGGAAGCAAUGCACAGACACAGGUACCUGCUAAAAGGUGAUAAGUAACAUCUAAAUAAAUCCUAGAAUUUCACCCACAAAAACUGGAGCUCAGACUAAUUGGAUACUGAAAAAACCUUAAGAUCGUGAAGAUUUUAGGGAAACACUUAAGAAAAUUCUGUGGGUUUUGUUUGUGCUUCUGACCCAACUUCAUGAGGUGUACAUUACAGGGACCAGAGGGAAUAUUUUACCUCUGCCUAAUUUUAAUGUCCGGUCCAAAUGGGGCUCAAAUCAGUGACAUUUAAAUAUAGUCACAAGUGAAUUUCAGAGGUUCUGAAAAAACAGAAAAUAAAAAUAAUGAAAACUGUCCUCAGAGGGCACAUCAAGGCUCCAGCCCAGCCUUUGUCAGGUGAGACAAAACCAACACACAUUCAUACAGUAUGUAUAAUCCACAGCAGACUGACUGAUGGGACUGUGAGGCAGCAAAUGUAGCAGAGGAUGGUGAAGGUGAAGGGUGCUCACCGUAAACUCACCAGGAAUUUCUGUUGUAUACUUUUCUCUCUCCAUCAUCUUUUUUUGUUUUCUGCAGCAAACUGUCCAGUAAAGACAAAAAAAAGCUGAGACGUAGGAGAAGAUGGAACAUGUGCUUGGUCCCUUAUUGGUGAAUCCUGGGCUUCUGACCAGGACACACACACACACACACACACA